Molecule: messenger RNA, 621 nt
Organism: Necator americanus (New World hookworm)
Lineage: Eukaryota; Metazoa; Nematoda; Chromadorea; Rhabditida; Ancylostomatidae
Exons: 9
Coding region: 1-621 (206 amino acids)
Source: RefSeq, a predicted model, not a curated record
AUGCAGGUUCCCUCUGUUCACGAACAAGAGCUGGAGAAACUUUGCCUUGAAAAUUUGUCGCUGGCUAUCAAGCGCUACGAGGAAGUUCGAGAAUAUGAAAUUGUAGAUGUUUCGUGCACAAUACCAACAAGGAAUGACAGAAGCUGUGAAAAGAAUAGCGGCAACCGUCUCUCUCCAGAAGACACAUUUUCAACAUGGAGUGCAAACACAUCACAACUGCUCUCGGAAGACGGAUCUCUUGGAUUUGGAUCAUACUGCUGUUUCUCUAGCCAGUCAUCAUCAAUCACCUCUUCGCUACCGACGGUUUAUCCUUACCCGUUACGAUCAUUGUCGUCCUGCAGUAUCCAAGACACAGAAGGCCUAGACGAAUUUCCUGAGAAUUUCGUGUGUAAGAAUUUACCACCAGUUGAAGAAGAGCUGCCUAUAACACCACCACUCAACAAGAGAAGCGAAGGAAGACGUGCACAACGUCCGAAAGGAAAGAAUGCAAAUAAGACACAACAAGUAGAUCAACGAACCACAAGGCGCAAAAUCAAGGUUUUACCUGCGCGUUCACCGAAAGAAAUUGCAAAGAAGAGAACUCGCCCAAUGCUCCCUAGGGAAGCAAAGAGACGCAAGUGA